This is a messenger RNA of Engraulis encrasicolus (European anchovy), 2576 nucleotides long. RefSeq names its product folliculin (gene flcn). Gene Ontology annotation, molecular function: GTPase activator activity. Gene Ontology annotation, biological process: negative regulation of transcription by RNA polymerase II; positive regulation of transforming growth factor beta receptor signaling pathway; positive regulation of TORC1 signaling. The record is from RefSeq and is a predicted model, not a curated record. NCBI's taxonomy places the organism in Eukaryota, Metazoa, Chordata, Actinopteri, Clupeiformes, Engraulidae. The coding region runs from base 272 to 1918 and encodes 548 amino acids. The transcript is spliced from 12 exons. Gene Ontology annotation, cellular component: cytosol.
CAUGACUGAGAAAGACAGCUGAGGGAGAUAGGACCUAUCCUACAAAAUGAAUACAAUCACAAAAACAAAGGGAACUACUUUUGCUCAAGACCGAUAGCAGCAUCGCGACUGAAAACCUUUGUCUUAUGUAAAUAUCUCGGCUACACAAUGGUCGGUGUGUUUGUCGAUUUCACAGACAGCCUGCCAUUUGGACUGUAGGCUAUGUGUUGUUUUGGUGAUCUCCCAAAGUCAGUGCAAUAACAAUACGCUACAACAGUCAUUAACAUUGAAGAUGAACGCGCUUGUUGCACUUUGCCAUUUCUGUGAACUCCAUGGGCCCCGAACUCUCUUCUGCACGGAGGCCUUGCAUCCUCCAUCCCCAUCUCCACAACCUGGUCAGUCUAUUCCGGGAGACAGGGACCGGGAUACGGACAGGGAGGGCGAGGGACUCACCAUGAGGGCCCACAGCUCAGCCACCCAGCGGGCUGACAUGUGUGAGGGUUGCCGGUCUCUGCCCGCAACUCACCCGGGCUUCGUCAGCGUGGACAAUGAGACAGGCAUCCGCUUCCUCAGCCACCAGCAUCCCCGGCAGCCUCAGCUCUUCAGCGUUGUCCGGCAGGCCUGUGUACGGAGCCUCAGCUGCGAGGUCUGCCCGGGGAGGGAGGGCCCCAUCUUCUUUGGCGAUGAGCAGCAUGGCUUCGUCUUCUCCCACACCUUCUUCAUCAAGGACAGCCUGGCCAGGGGCUUCCAGCGCUGGUACAGCAUCGUCAUGGUAGCCAUGGACCGGAUCUACCUCAUCAACUCCUGGCCCUUCCUGCUGCGCCACCUCCGCCUCACCAUACAGAGUCUGCAGAGCACCGCGCUCAAGGUUUUUGACAGCGAGCAGGGCGUAUGUCCGCAGAGGGCUGUGCGGAUGAACAGCGCCUUUUCCCCGGCGGUCUUUCCCCACCAGAGGAGCGGGAACGCGGCACGCUCCUUGUCAUCGCUCACACAGCACCCCAACCUGUGGGAGAGUCUCCACACCUCGUUCAGCUGGUUGCUGAAGGCUUGUGGGAGCCGCCUGACGGAAAAGCUCCUUGAAGGAGCCCCCACAGAAGACACGUUGGUACUCAUCGAGAGACAGACAGAACAGGAAGAGGAGAGAAGUGUGUGGGAGGGGGCCGAGGCCGAGCGGGGCAGCUCUACACCUCCACACUUUGACGACUCAAGAGGGGAAGAUCUUCCUGGGCCAAAGUUCAAAUCCCUCCGACAUUUAAGACAGAUCCUUGGGGCGCCAGAGUUUCGUCAACUGGCUUGGCAUGUUCUGAUGGGGAACCAGGUGAUAUGGAGAGGCGCCAAUCAAGUCCUCAUCCAUUCUGCUUUCACCAUGCUCAAGGCACUGCUCCCGGUGGGCUGCGUGCGCUCCGUGCCCUACAGCUCCACUUACGAGGAGGCGUACCGCUGUAACUUCUUGGGCCUCAGCCCUGACGUCCCAAUCCCUACUCAUGUCAGCUCAUCAGAGUUUUGUGUUUUGGUGGAUGUGGCGAGUGCUGAAAAAGGCUCCCUCUACCCUGUGGUGAGUGAGGAUGACAUUCUCUCCAGCUACCAGUUCACCAUCAGCAGUGCCAGCACACAGGCCACAGACAGAGGGCCGACUCUGCUGAAUAAGAUCGAAGCGGCACUCUCCAACGAGAAUCUCUCAGUGGAUGUGGUUUCUCACUGCCUGCUCUGUCUAAAAGAGGAAUGGAUGAACAAAGUGAAAGUGCUGUUUAAGUUCUCGAAGGUAGACGGCCGUGGUCGCGAGGACACCCAGAAGAUCCUGGCUCUCCUAGGUGCCACGGGCCCCGGAGAGGAAGACAACGUGCGGCUGCUCAAAUUCUGGAUGACUGGACUGAGCAAAACCUACAAGAGUCAUCUGAUGACAGCUGUUAGAGGGGGGGACAGAACGCCUAGUCAGUGACUGUUGAUGCCAGAGAGAGACUGGGAGGAGUAAACAUGGUUUAUAGAUGGAUUCUACAUUUUUGUUUUGCCCUGGCUGCGCGAUCCUGGCUGCGCACAACUCAACCUCUGACUGUUGGAAACCGCUGUCGGUCAAAAAAUUAGCUCACAUGGUUGGCUGCCAGUGUCCUGCCCCUCCUCACAACACCGUGUUUAUAAACAAAACAAAAAUCAUGUAUAAACUGAGUGACAUGCUAAUCUAACAAUUGUUCACAGUUGGGGGCUGGUGUUGGUCACAAUUAUCAAGACUGGACUUUUAGUUUGUUGCUUGUUCAUGGACAACAAUGAGGAGCUGCAGAAGAUCGCGAUCAACCGAUGAAAUAACUGUAUUUACUUUUGUUUUUGUUUUGGACAUCUGUUCCCAAAGAACAAAAGUCCAUCUCUCAUGUUUUUUGUUUUGGUUCAUGUGUUACAUGGUGGCAGUGAAUGUAUGUCAUUGUCAGAGAAAGCAUGGUUUAAUACUACUGAAAGGGAAUGCUAUCAAAAGCAGCUAUUUUGUUUCACGUGUUUAUUGCUAAAUUAUUUUGUUUGCCAAGAGAGGUAAAGAGGAAAGUGGCGUGUGUAGAUACUGUGCCUACGCGAACUAAAACAAUAAAGAAUUAUACCCGUUUGUACUACAA